Molecule: messenger RNA, 922 nt
Organism: Impatiens glandulifera
Lineage: Eukaryota; Viridiplantae; Streptophyta; Magnoliopsida; Ericales; Balsaminaceae
Product: XIAP-associated factor 1-like
Exons: 5
Coding region: 115-705 (196 amino acids)
Source: RefSeq, a predicted model, not a curated record
AUCCGCGGUUGGUUUACCGAUCGAUACGUCGUUGUCAUCGUUCUUUUUAUAAACGUUUUCUCACUUUUUGAUGUAUUUUUUUUGUUGAUUCUUCAGUUCUCUAAAGAUCUAAGGAUGUCUACGGUUUUUGAUCCGGCGACAAGCAUCUGCAGCCACUGUGAUAGAGCUAUUCUUGCUGCAAAUUUGGACUUGCAUUAUGUUCACUGCUCUCGGAAUCUGGAGAAGUGUAAAAUUUGCAAUGAUAUGGUUCCCAAGAUAUUUGCUGAGGAUCAUUUCUUAAGCACCCAUGCUCCGGUGUCCUGCUCGCUGUGUAGCGAAACAAUUGAAAGGGAGAUUUUAGAUGUGCAUGAAGGUGAAAAUUGCCCUCGGAGAAUUGUUACUUGUGAGUACUGUGAAUUUCCUCUACCUGCUAUUGACCUAAUUGAGCAUCAGGAAGUAUGUGGGAACCGAACUGAUAGUUGUCAUAUGUGCAACAAAUAUGUCAGACUGCGUGAAAGAGUUGAUCAUGAAAACAGAUGCAAUGGUAUCACAGACCUUCCUGCAGAAUCUUCCAGGGGUGAUGCAAGAGCAGCGGCUGAAAGAGUACGCGGUGCUCAAAGAAGGCAGCCGCGUGAAUUUUCCAAUGGUCGCGUUUUAUUCACCAUUGCAAUAACAGGGGUUGCUGUUUUUCUCGGCUCGGUUUUGUUUCAAAAAAAACUAGAGUAGCUCCAAGUGCAGUGAAAUCCUUGUAAGUUUUUUUUAUCAGUUUAGUGCACUGAAAGACUAUUGCUGUGCCCCUUUCUCCAGAUCUGAUGAUUUUUAUUUUAAGGUAACAGUAAAUAUGUUCAUGUAAAAUUUAUUCAUGGUUGUUUGACAAAGUAAACUUAUUUUGACCAAACAGGGAUCUGAUGAGUUUUUAUUCAUAUAUUUUUUUUAAUUGUUA